GGACUCGCCCAUGAGCUUUCCCUUGUGUCAGUCACCAUGGCGGCAUACAGCAGAAAGCUGUGGCCUCAUCGUCACUUUUAAACCUAUCAUAAUGUUUUUUUAAAGGUUGCCUUUCUACAUGUAUAGGUUUAUUAAUUUUAAAAAAUGGACAACUGGUUACUGUCAGGAUAGAUUUCUACUUUUUUCUUUGAAGGCGGAUACAUGAAAUUGUGGCAAACGCAAAAAUGCUGAAGAUCAAUGGAUUGGCUUUUAGUGUCGGUUUAGAUAAAGGAACCGUUUUACCAUAAUACAAAUUGUACAGCAACAGAUCUACUGUGUUGGAAUCUGGAUUAUUCGAUCCGCGCCUUGUUAGCAAGUUUGUUUGGACCGGUGGCAGCCUUCUGGUAUCGGUUUGGGGACAUAAUAAACCCCGAGGCUCACAUUGUGGCCUGGCCGGGGGGACUAAUUACCAUUUUUUAGCACACUAGAGUUUUCUUAGUGGAUAACAAAGUGGGAACAGGGAUUGUGGCUUGGUCUGUGCAUACCCAGACCGCGAACAUUAAAUUGUCAACAAGAUAAGCAAUUUAAUUGUUUUUAACGCGUCUUCAAAACAAUGGCGUCUUAUGUGGAUAACAGUUUUCGUCAAGCUGUGAUGAUGAAUCCGGCGGAAAGAACGCAACAGGACCUGGAGAUAGUCUACUCCUAUCUGCAUGGAAUGGAGGCCCUGUCUAACCUCCGAGAACACCAGCUGAGGAUAAUGUGUGAGACAGUGCGCUAUGAAAGACACGAAGCCAAUGAAGUGCUCUAUUACCCGGAUGACAUCGGAAGCUGCUGGUAUAUCCUACUGUCCGGGUCUGUCUUCAUCAAGGAGUCCAUGUUCCUGCCAAGAAGCAGUUUUGGGAAGCGUUCUGCAGGGAGCCUGAGACGUGGAUGUGAGUGCAUCGUUCUGGAACCUUCGGAGAUGAUUGUGGUGGACUAUAUGGAGGAAAAUGAGGAGUACUUCCAGAGGCAAGCAUCACAUCGUCAGUCCCGCCGCAGGUUCCGCAAGAUCAACCAGAAAGGCGAGCGGCAGACCAUCAUCGACACGGUGGACCCAUACCCCACCGGCAAGCCGCCCAUAGUCAGGGGAUAUCACACAGAAUGCAGUAAAGCUCAGCUCCCCGCAGACUUCAGCCGACUCCACCUGGCCGACGGCUUGCACCCACAGGUGACCCACGUGUCUUCCAGCCACUCAGGAUGUAGUGUCACCAGCGACUCUGGAAGCAGCAGCCUGUCAGACAUAUAUCAGGCCACGGAAAACGAGCCAGGCGACAUGGACCUCAGCGGCCUGCCCGAGACCGCCGUCGACUCCGAGGACGACGAUGACGAGGAGGACAUUGAGCGAGUGUCGGACCCCCUCAUGAGCCGCGACAUCGUGCGGGACUGCCUGGAGAAGGACCCAAUGGACCGCACCGAUGACGACAUAGAGCAAUUACUGGAGUUCAUGCAUCAGCUGCCAGCGUUUGCCAACAUGACCAUGUCUGUGAGGAGGGAGCUGUGUGCCGUCAUGGUGUUUGCCGUGGUCGAGCGGGCCGGCACCAUCGUACUCAAUGACGGGGAAGAGCUGGACUCGUGGUCAGUGAUCCUGAAUGGCUCGGUGGAGGUGACGUACCCUGAGGCCAGGCCUGAGAUCCUGUGUAUGGGCAACAGCUUCGGGGUCUCCCCUACCAUAGAGAAGGAGUACAUGAAGGGAGUGAUGAAGACUAAGGUGGACGACUGUCAGUUUGUGUGCAUAGCGCAGCAGGACUACUGCUGCAUCCUCAACCAGGUGGAGAAGAACAUGCAGAAGGUGGAGGAGGAGGGCGAGAUCGUCAUGGUCAAGGAGCACCGUGAGCUGGACCGCACCGGCACCAGGAAGGGACACAUCGUCAUCAAGGGCACGAAGGAGCGUCUGACUAUGCACCUGGUAGAGGAGCACUCUGUGGUGGACCCCACCUACAUCGAGGACUUCCUGUUGACCUACAGGACUUUCCUCUCCAGCCCCAUGGUCGUGGGCAACAAGCUCCUCGAGUGGUUCCACGACCCAAGCCUCAGGGACAAGGUUACACGGGUAGUCUUGCUGUGGGUGAACAAUCACUUCAAUGACUUUGAAGGCGACCCUGCAAUGACUCACUUUCUUGAAGAGUUUGAGAACAAUCUGGAGAGAGAGGUCCGUGUCUCAAAAAUGUACGGCCACCUUAGACUGUUAAACAUUGCCUGCGCUGCUAAAGCCAAACUGCGACUAGUGACACUGACCAAGCCAUCCAGGGAGGCCCCACUAGCCUUCACCCUGCUGGGGGGCUCCGAGAAGGGCUUCCGCAUCUUCAUCGACAGCGUGGAGCCUGGAAGCAAGGCCGCGGAGGCCGGCCUUAAACGAGGAGACCAGAUUCUGGAGGUGAACGGGCAGAACUUUGAUAAUGUCCAGCUCACGAAAGCCAAUGAGAUCCUGAGGAACAACACCCACUUGUCAAUUUCUGUGAAAACUAAUCUUUUAGUGUUCAAGGAGCUCCUUGCCCGACCAGAGCACGACCACGAGGCAGAGGGUGAGGAGCCGCCAGAGGUGGACCGCAAGAAUGGCGCCCCGGCACACCUGCCCAAGAUCGGGGAUAUCAAGAAGGGCUCGCGCUACUCCAUUCCUGACCUGGCGGUGGAUGUUGAGCAGGUGAUGGGCCUGGAGAAGGCCAGCAAGAAGGCCAAAGCCAACACGGUGGGGGGAAGGAACAAGCUCAAGAAGAUCUUUGACAAGACGCUCACCAGCAUCCUGCCCCCAAAACCAUAUAACGACGUGGGUGUGGGCCAGUCGCAGGACGACAGCAUCGUGGGCCUGAAGCAGUCCAAACAGAUUCCGGCCGCGCUGCCAGUCAGCGGCAGCCUGUCGUCCAGCAACCCUGACCUGCUGCAGUCCCACCACCGCAUCCUGGACUUCAACAACCAGCCUGCCCCAGUCGUGACGAACAUGUCAGACCAGGUGCUGCGGGUGUUCAAGGCAGACCAGCAAAGUCGAUACAUCAUGAUCGGUAAGGACACCACGGCCAAAGAGGUGGUGGCCCAGGCCAUCCGGGAGUUUGCCCUGACCGCAGUGCCCGAAGCCUAUUCCCUGUGUGAUGUGUCCAUCACGCCGGAAGGCGUCAUUAAGCAGCGCCGGCUCCCGGAGCAGCUGUCCAAGCUGGCAGACAGGAUACAGCUCAGUGGCAGAUACUACCUGAAGAGCAACAUGGAGACAGAGACCCUCUGUUCAGACGAGGACGCCCAGGACCUCCUUCGUGAAGGCCAGAUCUCCCUCCUCCAGCUGUCCACCAUGGAAGUAGCCACGCAGCUGUCCAUGCGUGCCUUCGAACUCUUCUGCGCAAUCGAGCCCACUGAGUACAUCGACGACCUGUUCAAGCUCAAGUCCAAGACGGGCUCGUUUUGCCUCAAGCGCUUCGAGGAGAUUAUCAACCAGGAGACCUUCUGGGUGGCGUCGGAGGUGACCCGGGAGCCCAACCAGCUCAAGCGCAUGAAGACGGUCAAGCAUUUCAUCAAGAUAGCUCUCCAUUGUAGAGAGUGCAAGAACUUCAACUCCAUGUUCUCCAUCAUUAGUGGUCUGAACCUGGCCCCAGUAUCUAGACUCCGGGGCACGUGGGAGAAGCUGCCCAGUAAGUACGAGAAGCUGUUUGGGGACCUGCAAGACCUGUUUGAUCCAUCCAGGAACAUGGCCAAGUAUCGCAAUGUGCUCAACAACCAGAACCUCCAGCCUCCCAUCAUCCCCCUGUUCCCCGUCAUCAAGAAGGACCUCACCUUCCUGCAUGAAGGGAACGACUCUAAAGUGGACGGCCUGGUGAACUUUGAGAAGCUGCGGAUGAUCGCCAAAGAGAUCCGCCACGUGGGUCGUAUGGCCUCCGUCAACAUGGACCCAGCGCUCAUGUUCAGAACCAGGAAGAAGAAAUGGAGGAGUUUAGGUUCUCUUAGCCAGGGCAGUGCCAACGCGGCGGUGCUAGACGUCACCCAGACGGGCGGGCACAAGAAGCGGGUGAGGCGCAGCUCCUUCCUGAACGCCAAGAAGCUGUACGAGGAUGCCCAAAUGGCCCGCAGGGUCAAGCAGUUCCUGUCCAACCUCAGCCUGGAGACCAACGAGGAGGCGCUGCAGACCCUCUCGCUGCAGUGUGAGCCCUCCAUCAACACACUGCCCAAGAAUGCUGGUGGCAGUAAGAGGCCAGACACGUCUCCGGUGGUGUCCAGGGCUGCCAGCCAGCAGAGGGGCCAGCUGCAGAAGGGCAACCAGGCCCUCCAGGUGCCUGCUGUGGCUCUCUACCCCUCACGCAAGAAAGUACCCGUCAAGGACCUGCCACCAUUCGGCACAAGUUCCCCUCAGUCGUUGAAGAAGAUCCUGUCACUGUCAGAGGAGGCCAGCAAGCGUCAGACUGAGGACACUGUAACAUCCAACAACACCUCGCAGCUCUCCUCCCCGCCCACCUCACCACAGAGCUCGCCCAAGAAGGGCUACCCCAGAACAGGAGAUGCCUACUCAGACUCGUGUCACAGCGAGAUCUCAUCGCGCUCCAGCCUGGUCAGCAACUCCUCCUUUGACAUGGCCCAGGAGGAGAGGAGGGGGCUCAGGCACUCCGGCGGGGUGGGAGACCCCCACGCUGGAGGGGUGCGUCUGGAGAGGAGGGCUACGACAGACCCGGACCAGUACAGCCUCGGUUCCUACUCGUCCAUGCAGGACUGCCGGGGUCUGUAUACCUGUGCCACGGUGCUAUCUCCCAGCUCUGAAGAGCUGACCCAGGACCAAGGGGACCGUGUCUCCCUGGAUGCUGCAGACAGUGGCCGCGGCUCCUGGACCUCGUGCUCCUCGGGCUCCCACGACAACAUCCAGACCAUGCAACAGGGACGCAGCUGGGAGACCCUGGCCUUCGGGCCGGGUGGUGUGGUCAGUGUGGGUGUCCAUCCUCCCGGGGGGCCUGAAGCGUUUAUAGGGGUCCCCUCUGGAAUGUGGGCGUCUCAGGCUAGAGGGAGCUGGGCAUCGGCCUCUUCUUCAUCUUCCUCUGCAGCGUACUGGGGCGAGGACUCGGAGGGUGACACGGGCACGAUUAAACGCAGAGGCGGGAAAGACGUGAACGCUGACCCGGAGACGAGUAGUAUCACGUCCAUGGGGUCUGACGAGGCCAAGCAGCACGGGAGGCCAUCGCCCAUCACCGCCGGCAACAAGGGUCUUAUCACACGAAAGGAGAGCCGGUACCGCGAGCCCCCUCCCACCCCGCCAGGCUACACUGCCCUGACAAUCUCUGACUUCAGUGAGGGCCAGACGCAGUCGCCACCCCUGCCCACGGCCCCAUCCCACUCUGGCCGCCGCCCACCCGACUACUCCACGGCCCUGCAGCGCUCGCGCAUGGUCACCCAGUCGCCCGACUCCCAGCAUCACCACCAGGCCCAACAACACCCAGGUUCCGGAACCACAAAGCGCCAUGGGCUCCACCGCACCCGCUCGCCAGACGAGGAUGAAGAGCCGGAGGAGGAAGAGGAGGAUGAACAGGUAUCAGCAGUCUGAGAGAGAACUGUCUUCUGCUGGAUGACUUGAAGUCGCUUCCAUGGAGCCGGAAAAAAAGACACUGAUGGACGGACAAAGCAAUCCAGUACGUACGUGCCUGCCUCCUGCAUCGUACUCUCCCUCCUGAUUGGUAGACUCCUCUGCUCAUCUCCCUCCCCUGCCUUAAAGCAUUAUCAGGGGUUGAAUAACCCUGCUUGAAAAAAUACUGUGAAGAAGGAGAGACAGAAAAGAAAGAUGCAAUGCCUGGCACUUUGGAAAAAAGAAAAACAAGUCAAACUGUUUAGCUGGAUAAACAUACGGCGACGCAUGACAACCACGCUCAAACACACAGGUGUCCUGGAACAGCUUUCCAAGACCAUUAUCCCAACCCCACCUCACUUUACACACAGCAUCAUGACGUGUUGAGCUUUGUCUGCACUUUUUCUUUUUCUACUUUAUGAAACGUGAACAAAACGGACAAUGAUGAUUUAAUAAAAGAACAUUGAUCGAUUUUGAACUCUUAAGGAUUUCUUUCCAGAACUAUUGCACUCUGGGGGUAAAAGAGACUAUACCCAAGUCUCAUCUAUUGACUCGGAAUGACAAAUCUGUCAAAAGGCUGUUUUAUUCCUUACAGUAUUAUCUGGUCAUUCACAUAUUAGAUAUGACCUAGUGGUGGCUUCACCCCACUGCUAACUGGACAGUCACAAUGAGAGAAAUAAUUGUUUGUUACCCAAAUUAUUUCUCUCAUUGUGACUGUCCAGUUAGCAGUGGCAGUUUUGCUCCAUUCCCAACCCUGGCCUGGAUAUCGGUCUCUUUUUCCAAUACGACCAGCCACAUCUUAAGUACUAGGUCAUAUACAGUAAUGUACAGGUUUAACGGUGGGGGGCGUAGCAGUGGCCCUACCUGUCUAGCCGGUCCCAUCUGGCUGGACCUAGCUGGUUGGCCAGUCCCAUCUCAGAUUGUAAAACCUCUUCUAUUUUUAGUGAUAGAUAUGGCUGCCUAUAGUUGUUUAGCUAGGCUGGCUAGCUACCUAGCUACAUAAGUUGGCAAACAUAAAAUAAAUACCCCCACUGUAACACAGGUAUGUUAGUCGGCAAUAUGUGUUUCAGAAGAUUAACUCAAGUUAGCUAGGUGGCUUGCAGGAAAUAUAACAUACUUAGCUAGCCACCGUGUUUGUCAUCUGCCCUCUUGGUGCUGGCAUCAGCUGUAGCUGAGCUUCUAGCUAAAUCAAACUCUUCGCUAUAUUCCGGUUGAAACGUAUAGGUGAAUGUCAUCAUGUAGGUAACAAAAAUGCUCCAUCUUUGAAUUUGUGUUGAUGAGAGUUAUCACUUGAAGCCAUUGUGGUCUGGUCAGUUUUUUUCAAUUUUGCCUAAAGGAUUGUGUUAGUGUCCGCCUCCCUUUCAAAAAAAGCCUGCCUUGGGGGAGGGACGGGGCCAGAGCAGGAAGCAUUGCCCACACACGUUUUAGUCUUUCAGAGAUUGGAAAAAAUGUCAGCUUGUAUAUUUAGCAAUGAAUCCUCUGAUAGGAACAUCCAGGUUUUAAACUGGAAGGUCACCUGGUGACUUAUAUUCAUUCUAUAUUUAGACAGUAUUGUUUUGGACAACUAUGUGAGAUUUAUAUUGGCUUAGUCUUGUCCCUAAUGGUGAUGUUGAAAGAUAAGUACAGAGGGGAUUUAUACCUGUUUUUAAAAUGAACCAACUUGGGGACGUGUUUGAGUUAUGCACCCCAUAGGCUUGAAUCCUAUAGAGGUGAAUGGAGUCUCGGAUCUUUCAGUGGUGCUGCAAUCUGCUGUUGCUACGUCCAUUUUUGGACUUAUAAAUUAAUGAUAUAUAUCCAUUGAUUCUAGAAGAAUAUAACUUAUAAAUGCCUCAUGAGCUUAGUUCAACUUUCAAACCCCAUCAUACCCCAAAAUAGAAUCUUGUUUUACUUCAAUGUUUGGAAAUGUAAACAGACAUUGUAUAGCCUGAAAAACAUGCUUAAAACUCAUUUUGAUAUCUUGAUUGGUCAGUCCUUGCAUACAUAUCUCCGUCUAUUCAUUUGAGUGGUUACAUUUCUCCAGGCCCACCCCUCAGCUUUUUAGCAAAACAGAGGCGGUGUGAAUGCUUUAUUGUUUCAACUAAGGAUUGCCCUUUUAAGACUGAACUAGAAUACACGAGAAUGAACUAAAAUAAACCUUCUCUCCAACCUUGCUGUUGGAGACAUCCCUUCCUCGUCAUUGCAAAGCCACUUGGAGAAGUCCUCCACUGUUACAGGCAUCAAGAUCAGUGGAUGUACAUAUGAGUAGGCAAUGCUAGCGUAGAACAAACCUGUUAUCCACUGUUUCGCAACAUCAUUGGAAUUGACUGAAGGUUAUUGAAUGUUUGUGUUUUGACUCCAGUGGGGAAGUUACCUAUAUUAAAUAAUUAACUUUGACGGCUGCUAAUCAGAAUUAUUAGUUAUCAAAUUGUGAAAGUGUCACUUAUUUUAUCACUGAGUUGUGCUGAUCACAUUGAUCAGUAGUAAAACUAUAGACUGAGAAGUAGAAAUAAACGAGUGCAGUGUUUUUCACUGUGGUUUGUCAUUACACUAUAAUCAUUUGUCAUGUUUUUUGUUCAUGAUACAUUUUUUUCUAUGGCUGCCAAUAGAUUGUCGAAUGUGUUUGUAAUUCAGUGGUAACAUGCAUCAUCAUCAUUCACUUUCCUUCAACUCUUUAGCAGGCCAAGUCCUAUUUCUAAAAACAAAACAUUGCACAACAAUGUACAAGCAUAAAGAUAAUUGUAGUAGGUAGAACUACUACUUGGUUUGAUGUGAUGUCAAGUGAGAAGUGUAUAUUUAACUGGUGAUGAUUUCUCAUACUUUCUUGUACUACUUUGACCUGUAUGUCUUUUAAAAAGACAAUUGGUGGAGUACGUAUCGGUAGUUUUUUUGUAUUUUUAAUACAAUAAUUGUAAAUAUUGGUUAUAUUUUUGUUGAAAUGUACUAUGUUUAUGCCUCAACAUCCAGUUUGUAUGAAGCUGGGAAAUCAAUAAAUACUACAAAAGUGAUCAAUUCAUAGGUUUAAAUGCACUUAUUUUUUUCCUACAUUUGGAGGUUUUGUCUCUUGAAUAUUGUUCCUUUCCAAGACCUCUCCUACGCACGCACCAUCUAGUGUUUGCAAAAGAUAAGACAUGGAAGUAACUUGAACUGUGUAACCCUCAUACUUUUCUAACUGACAACAGUGUACGUCAGAAUUAAUAAAAAUAUGUCUCCACUUGUU
This is a messenger RNA of Oncorhynchus nerka (sockeye salmon), 8738 nucleotides long. Its product is annotated as rap guanine nucleotide exchange factor 2-like. The coding region runs from base 593 to 5524 and encodes 1643 amino acids. Lineage: Eukaryota; Metazoa; Chordata; Actinopteri; Salmoniformes; Salmonidae. Gene Ontology annotation, biological process: small GTPase-mediated signal transduction. Gene Ontology annotation, molecular function: guanyl-nucleotide exchange factor activity; protein binding. The record is from RefSeq and is a predicted model, not a curated record. The transcript is spliced from 32 exons.